UGCUGUCUGAUGUCGAGCCUGAUCGGCCAAGAGUUUGCACAUAUUACUGUCGUUCUUCCACUGCUUUGUCGAUGUUGUUGAGAUGGCUGCAGUUCUUUGCCGGAUCUGUGGCGGUGCUUUUGAGUUGGAUUGUUGUUGCAAGUUCUGAUCUCGCAGUUUAUGAGCUGCAAGCUCGGUGCGCCGCUCACUGCCUGAUAUACGAUCCAAAGGGACAAUAUCCCUCACUUGACUGGGGUCCGUAUAGCUUUGGAUCAAACUUUGAAGGGUGUAUCAGUCCUUGUGAAUCCAUACCUAAUCUCCAUGAGUGCCAAAGAUUGUGUGAGACAAGUCUAGACCAAGAGAAUUGCACUUCUUCUUGUUCCUUCUUGGAAGAGAUAAGAACUUCACAGCAGACAGCUCACCUUAAACAACGUAAUUUUCCUUUGACUAUAGAAGGUCGACCUAACUAUGACAAUCAGUCAGGAGUACUAAGCUGGACUAUUCCAAGACAGAUCUAUAAAACUAAACCUUAUCUUCACUUGCCUGUCUCAUUUGUUGUGCAAAGUGCGUUGGUUACAAAGAAACAGUACCUGGAAGGAAAGACUGUUAAUUGGCAGUGGCAAUCUUACAGACCAGUGCUCCAUGAAUCUAUAUAUCCAAGUUCCCUCUUUGACAAAGUAGACCAAAAUGCGGUGUAUGUGUUCCGUGUGGCAACUUUCAACCAAUAUGGCACACGUGGAUUUAGUGCAGUUAGCCUACCAGUCAUCUUAAUAAGGGAACAUGUAGUAGACUGCCACACAACCGACAACAAUGGCAGUUACCCCUUGCGACCAGAAUCUGUCUUCUAUAGUGACUACUUUCUCUCAGAUGAAAGUGAUAAUACUAUGUCUGUCAACAUUACCUGGAAUCCUCCUGCUACUGGAGUACAACCAUCUUGUUACCAGUUGUUCAUUAGUAGAGAUUCUGACACAUCUGAUUGUGAAUACUAUCAGCUGGAAGUUACAGUGCCAUCUACUACCAUCUGGUACACAGUUAAACAUUUGGUUCCAGGGUGUACUUAUCUAGUGGCAAUUGUAUCUGAGCCAACCAAACUAGGAGAAGAUGGCACCAUUGAUGACAAGUUUAUGAGCUCAGUUGUCAUUGAAGUUCCAGAGUGCCACAGCACUUGGUGUUCAGAACCAGGUCACAACCAUUCCAUUCCCAGAGAUGUAGAUGUUACUUAUAUGUUUGAUUCUUCAACGACAAUGUUUAAUGUGAAAGUCACAUGGAAGUUACCAGUGGUAACUAUAGCCCUCACUGGAUUUGAUGUGACAUGGGGUACGAUGUUUGAGUCGAUUGCCGUUGAAAACAGAAUAGUGAACGUUGAUGUGAAAGAACAGCGUGAAACGUACGACCAAUAUAUACCUAAUUUUAAACCUGGAGCACUAUAUUUUGUAGAGGUGACUGCUAUUCACUAUGGUGAAGUUUAUGAAGCAGCACCACGACGUGAAUUUCAGACUCCAUCUCUUUACCCUGCCAGUCCUGUCAAUGUACAAGUAGAAGUUAUGGAUGGUAGUGUCCUUGUCUCUUGGAUUGAACCAGAGGGAACGUCUAUAUACUUUAUUACAUCAUACUUUGUUUUAUGGGGAACAACAUUGAUGCAAGACUAUCCGGAAAUAUCAGUUGAGGCUGGACAUUAUGGCAACUUGUCAACAUCUUCUGAUACAUUUCAAAGUGUACUAAGGUUAUUGAAGCCUGCAACUGAGUACUAUGUGCAGGUGGCAGCAGUUUCAUCUAAUGGUCCUGGAGCAAUGUCAGAUCCAAAGCGAUUUUGGAGUCCAGCAGCUAGUCCUUCUGAUCCUGACCAAUCUGACAGCAUUGUCAUCUACAUUGCAUGUCCGAUAGCAGCAGUAACAAUAGUUUGUGUUAUUGCUAUUGUUAUUGCAUUUUUCGUGAACCGAGUGAAGAAGGAAGUAAAGUUUGAAGUGACCACAACUGCUUCCAGUGAUAAUGUCGGAGGUGAAUCUAAUGAUAAAGAUGGAAACAAGUUUGUCAGACGAUUUGUACCCAAAGUGUCGCCUGAUGACUGGGAAGUUGAUCCUGCUCGAAUUAACAUUGUGGAAUUGUUAGGAGAGGGUUUCUUUGGCGUUGUUGUGAAGGCUGAUGUUGUUAGUCGUGCUGUUAGCAGUCCUACUGUACCACCAUCACAGGACAUGGUAUUUGGUAUUGAGCAUCGAGUGCCAAGGAGUGUGUCAACAACCCGCUCUCUACUCAGCAACACUUCAUUUUCUUCUACUUUUGAAAGACGAAGAACAGUGGUUGCAAUCAAGAUGUUGAAAGAUGGCAAUUGUGAGUCAGGUCAACAAGACCUAUUGGAGGAAAUUAAGAUGAUGAAGCGAGUUGGUAGUCAUCCUUAUAUUGUGAACAUGUUGGGCUGUGUUACACAGUCUGUCCCUUUAAUGCUUCUGGUGGAGUUUGUUUCUGGUGGAGAUCUACUGACUUACCUGAGGCAACUAAGACCAGAACGUCUUUCUACAAGUGUCAGAGGCCAAAUGAAUGAGUACACUCCUGAACCCAAGUCAAGGGAAACUAAGAGCCGUAGCAGAAGUAGGAGCAGAGAGUGUACUCAUGAUGAGAGUGAUGAUGAUGUUUUUACUGGAAAAUGUGACAAGGCUGUUCUUCCUGCUGCAACAUCAAGUCUUUCAUUCCAAGACUUGAUUACCUUUGCAAAACAAAUUGCAUUAGGAAUGCAUCACCUCGGCAGUAAAGGAGUUGUACAUCGUGACUUGGCCUGUAGAAAUGUUUUGGUUGAUGUUAGCAAUAAAUUGGUGAAAGUUUCUGACUUUGGUUUGGCUCGAGCUGUCUACAAAGAUGAAGCAUACAUUACUACAAAACGAGGCUUUUUGCCUCUCAAGUGGAUGUCAGUAGAAGCUAUAUUUGACAGAACUUUUACCACAUCCAGUGAUAUAUGGUCAUUUGGUGUGGUUGUGUGGGAGAUCUGUACAUUAGGUGGAAUUCCUUACCCUUGCGUCGAUGAUGACGUUCUUGCAAACAAGCUUCGUCAAGGAUAUAGAAUGUCAAAGCCAGAAAACUGCUCAUGCGAAUUAUAUGAGAUUAUGAAGAGAUGCUGGCAUCCUGACCCUGACUGUCGUCCAACGUUCUACAACGUAUCAAAUUGGUUGGAUGCACUGAAUCUAUUGGAAAUGAAGAAGUCAUCAGACAGAUCUAUGCCAUGGCUGUCAGCAAGUGACCUUGAUUCAGAAAUGUCCAGUCCAAAUCCAAGUGUAUCAUAAUGUAACUGAAGGCUGUUAUGUGUCUUCAGUGGUUGUUGCAG
Molecule: messenger RNA, 3292 nt
Organism: Corticium candelabrum
Lineage: Eukaryota; Metazoa; Porifera; Homoscleromorpha; Homosclerophorida; Plakinidae
Exons: 25
Coding region: 72-3251 (1059 amino acids)
Biological process (GO): positive regulation of kinase activity; multicellular organism development; cell surface receptor protein tyrosine kinase signaling pathway
Cellular component (GO): plasma membrane; signaling receptor complex
Molecular function (GO): transmembrane receptor protein tyrosine kinase activity; ATP binding; protein binding
Source: RefSeq, a predicted model, not a curated record